Messenger RNA from Capsicum annuum, 772 nucleotides. Its product is annotated as coiled-coil domain-containing protein 12. Gene Ontology annotation, cellular component: U2-type spliceosomal complex; post-mRNA release spliceosomal complex. The transcript is spliced from 4 exons. Lineage: Eukaryota; Viridiplantae; Streptophyta; Magnoliopsida; Solanales; Solanaceae. The coding region runs from base 121 to 570 and encodes 149 amino acids. The record is from RefSeq and is a predicted model, not a curated record.
GUUUGUCCCAAAAUAGACUGAAGACAUAUAGUAAUAGGGGCUAAGGUUGAUAUAAAUCGGCUGAAUGAAUAUUGUAGGUUUGUGCUUUCCAUCUCUUUUCCAUCAUACUAUCAAUAAUCAAUGUCGACUGAGGAAGAGAACUCCGUAGAGGCGGCGGCAGUGGCUAGAAGGGAGAGGCUGCGAGCCCUCAGAGAAGCUCAACAACUUCUUCAAAACCCCGACGAUGAUAACAACAACAACAACUCUAACGAAGACGAAAAUGAUGUCCAAAUGAAGUUCCGGAAUUACCUGCCACACGACAAGCAGCUUCAAGAAGGCAAAGUCGCUCCGCCAGCACUCCCAAAGUUUGAAGACCCCAUUGCCGGCCUACCUCCUCCAGAAGAGAAGAAAGAGGAUCCAUUUCUAAACAUUGUCCCCAAGAAGCCAAAUUGGGACCUGCGGCGGGAUGUGCAAAAGAAACUUGACAAGCUUGAGAAACGCACCAUGAAGGCACUCACUCAACUUAUGGAGGAAGAACAAAAGAAGAGGAAAAUGGCUGAAGAGGAGGAUGCCGAAAAUGGUGAAUAUUAGAUGGAUGUGCACCAUUAAUUCGAAACACUGACCCGUUGCGGUUUUGGACAAGGCUGUGUGACUCUUUGUUUUAUUACAUCUAGUCUUUUUGGCUGAGAAACAUUGUAGUGAGUGUUGUGAAGAUCAUGAAUACAGGUGUUAAAUAUGUCCAGAAUGAACUGGUGAACUUUUGUUAAAUACGAGAAUCAUCAGAUCUUUUAUA